AUGGCUACCACGAAGCAGCCUGCGCAGAGAAAGGGCUUUCAUGUCAACGAUCCCUCUCAGGAACACUCUACCGACGUCAUUCUACGCAUCCUGAAAGCUGCUACACUCCAGACGCUCGCCCUACUCCUCUUUGACCGGUAUGACCAGCCGCCGCUUACCGACGCCAUCCGCCUUCCAAACCUUGAAGAGCUCGCCGUGCACAGUUCGAGCUUGUACUCCCAUCUCACUCAGCCGCAGCUCCCAGAAUGCUUAUCUCUGCGGCGCCUCCACGUGAUCCAGGACUUCACCUGGCCCACACCGUCGACUGAGGCAGUCUCGCGCCUCUCUCCGCUCCUCACACAUCUCAGAUUGUCUCGGAUCAGAGUCUCGAGAAAAAACACACUCAGAGACAUCGUACAGGGUCUUGAGCGGAUGCUUCAGCAGGAUGACCUCGCAUCUACCGGAUUCCCGCCCACUCUCAAGCGGGUACUGGUGCAGAUGCAGCACCCAUUUCUGUACUACUCUACGACGGUUGCGAACGAGCUGUUGGUGUUGUCAUUCGGACAGCAGUUGAACAACAUUAUGAUGCGCGACGUUCGCCGAAGGAUCGUGGUCCUCAAGCCUGCCACAUUGGAACCUAUCGAGCCGUCGACAACACAUAACGAGUCUAACGUAGUAUUCUACAUGGGCAUCAGGGCAGCGUGGGAGCGGCGCGGGGCGGACUUGGAAGCGGCAGUGUGGGAUAUCGACCCGUCUUCCAUCCUACAUAGGUGCAUGGGAAUGAUGCGCGCGCUCUACCUGAUAUUGCGAUUAGCCUUCCUAAUCGUCCAUGUCAUUGCAGAUCCUGACAUCAGACUGUAUUUCUAA
Molecule: messenger RNA, 846 nt
Organism: Dichomitus squalens LYAD-421 SS1
Lineage: Eukaryota; Fungi; Basidiomycota; Agaricomycetes; Polyporales; Polyporaceae
Exons: 3
Coding region: 1-846 (281 amino acids)
Source: RefSeq, a predicted model, not a curated record